Messenger RNA from Trichechus manatus latirostris (Florida manatee), 4208 nucleotides. RefSeq names its product xylosyltransferase 1 (gene XYLT1). The annotation marks the transcript as partial. The transcript has 12 exons. The record is from RefSeq and is a predicted model, not a curated record. Gene Ontology annotation, biological process: heparan sulfate proteoglycan biosynthetic process; chondroitin sulfate proteoglycan biosynthetic process. Gene Ontology annotation, molecular function: protein xylosyltransferase activity. Gene Ontology annotation, cellular component: membrane. NCBI's taxonomy places the organism in Eukaryota, Metazoa, Chordata, Mammalia, Sirenia, Trichechidae.
GGCGGCGGCGGAGGACGGGGGCCCCUUGCGCGAGCGCGGGCAGGCGGCCCCGGAGAACCGCGGGCGCAGCCGCGGGCCAGCCAGGGCGCACUGGCCGCCGGUACGCUGGACCCACACCGGAGUCCACUGAUCACCCUGGAGACCCAGGAUGGCUACUUCUCACACCGGCCGAAAGAGAAAGUGCGAACAGACAGCAACAAUGAGAACUCCGUCCCCAAAGAUUUUGAGACAAUCGACAACAGCAACUUUGCCCCCAGGACUCAAAAGCAGAAGCACCCGCCUGAGUUGGCGAAGAAGCCCCUGAGUAAACCAAAGGAGCUUUUGAAAAAGAAGCUGGAGCAGGAGGAGAAAGGGAGGGGACGCCCUUUCCUGGGGAAAGGCACCAAUGAGGUGCUGCCUCCUGGGGAGAGAGCCACAGCCAACCGCAGCCACGCAAAAGAUGCCGCCCGACAGGCCCACGCCAAGAAGAGCGGGGACAGCUCCCCCGAGGUCAAGUAUGACCAGCACCCCAAGUGUGACAUCUCGGGCAAGGAGGCCAUCUCGGCCCUCUCCCGCUCCAAGUCCAAGCACUGUCGCCAGGAGAUCGCGGAAACCUACUGCCGCCAUAAGCUGGGACUCCUGAUGCCUGAGAAGGUGGCUCGGUUCUGCCCCCUGGAGGGCAAAGCCAACAAGAACGUUCAGUGGGAUGAGGACUCGGUGGAGUACAUGCCAGCCAACCCGGUCAGAAUUGCCUUCGUCCUGGUGGUCCACGGCCGUGCCUCUCGGCAGCUGCAGCGCAUGUUCAAGGCCAUCUACCACAGAGACCACUUCUACUACAUCCACGUGGACAAGCGCUCCAAUUACCUGCACCGGCAAGUGCUCCAGUUCUCCAGGCAGUACCCCAAUGUCCGUGUCACGCCCUGGAGAAUGGCCACCAUCUGGGGGGGUGCCAGCCUCCUGUCCACCUACCUGCAGAGCAUGCGGGACCUGCUGGAGAUGACCGACUGGCCCUGGGACUUCUUCAUCAACCUCAGCGCAGCUGACUACCCCAUCAGGACGAAUGACCAGCUGGUGGCGUUUCUCUCCCGAUACCGAGAUAUGAAUUUCCUGAAGUCACACGGCCGGGACAAUGCAAGGUUUAUCCGGAAACAAGGCCUGGACCGGCUCUUCCUGGAGUGUGAUGCCCAUAUGUGGCGCCUGGGGGAUCGGCGGAUCCCAGAGGGCAUUGCUGUGGAUGGCGGCUCCGAUUGGUUCCUGCUGAACCGGAAGUUUGUGGAAUAUGUGACGUUCUCCACAGACGAUCUGGUGACCAAGAUGAAGCAAUUCUACUCCUACACCCUGCUUCCUGCCGAGUCUUUCUUCCACACGGUCCUGGAGAACAGCCCCCACUGCGACACCGUGGUGGACAACAACCUACGUAUCACCAACUGGAACCGCAAGCUGGGCUGCAAGUGCCAGUACAAGCACAUUGUGGACUGGUGCGGCUGCUCCCCCAACGACUUCAAACCACACGACUUCCACCGCUUCCAGCAGACAGCCCGGCCCACCUUCUUUGCCCGAAAGUUUGAAGCCGUGGUGAAUCAGGAAAUCAUCGGGCAGCUGGACUAUUACCUGUAUGGGAACUACCCUGCAGGCACCCCGGGCCUCCGUUCCUACUGGGAGAACGUCUAUGAUGAGCCUGAUGGCGUCCACAGCCUGAGCGACGUGGCGCUCACCCUGUACCACUCCUUCUCCCGCCUGGGCCUCCGCAGGGCUGAGAUGUUGCUGCACACGGAUGGGGAGAACAGCUGCAGGUAUUACCCAAUGGGCCACCCAGUGUCUGUCCACCUCUACUUCCUUGCUGACCGCUUCCAGGGCUUUGUCAUCAAGCAUCAUGCUACCAAUCUGGCCGUGAGCAAACUCGAAACCCUGGAGACGUGGGUGAUGCCCAAGAAAGUCUUCAAGAUCGCCAGCCCACCCAGCGACUUUGGGAGGCUUCAGUUUUCCGAGGUCGGCACUGACUGGGACGCCAAGGAGCGUCUGUUCCGCAACUUUGGGGGUCUCCUGGGGCCCAUGGACGAGCUGGUGGGCAUGCAGAAAUGGGGGAAGGGGCCCAACGUGACAGUGACCGUCAUCUGGGUGGACCCCGUCAACAUCAUCGCAGCCACCUACGACAUCCUGAUUGAGUCCACUGCCGAAUUCACCCACUACAAGCCCCCUUUGAACUUGCCCCUGAGGCCUGGGGUCUGGACGGUGAAAAUUCUCCACCACUGGGUGCCCGUUGCAGAGACCAAAUUCCUCGUUGCACCUCUGACUUUCUCUAACAGGCAGCCCAUCAAACCAGAGGAGGCACUGAAGCUGCACAACGGGCCCCUCCACGGCGCCUACAUGGAGCAGAACUUCCAGAGCCUGAACCCCGUGCUAAGCCUGCCCAUCAACCCCGCGCAGGUGGAGCAGGCGCGGCGGCACGCAGCCUCCACGGGCGCGGUGCUGGAAGGCUGGCUGGACUCGCUGGUGGGCAGCAUGUGGACCGCCAUGGACAUCUGCACCACGGGCUCCACCGCCUGCCCCAUCAUGCAGGCCUGCAGCCAGACGGCCUGGAGCUCCUUCAGCCCUGACCCCAAGUCGGAGCUGGGGGCCGUCAAACCCGAUGGCCGCCUCAGGUAGCACUGGGCACAGUGGGCCAUGGCGGGGUCCCAAAGGGAAAGCAGCCAGAGGGCCGGCAGGGCCUGCACCCUGGGCCCCCUCCCCAGGGGGUGCCUUUUGUACGAGGGACACUCCUGGCCAUAGAAUGACGGAGAUGGCAGGUUUGGAGGCCAAAGCAGGGUCUGCCAACAACCUGCGUUUAGCAGGCUGGCUUCUGGGAGUGAGUUUGCCCCAUGGUGGUCUCAGCUCUUCAGUCAGUCCACACGUCCUACAGGUUCCUUUCUUCCCCCUCCAGUGACCCAGCUCCCAGACAAGCGAUUUUCAAACCUUUAUUUUGAGCAGCUGAACUCUGUGUACUAAGCGCAGUCUUGGGUGGAAGUUCAAGGUGCAGAUGAACCCCAGGCUGCUCUGGUUGAAGCAACAAGUGUGAGGUUCUUCUCCAAGCUCAGCCCACUGGGCAGUCCCUUUGCUGAGGGCAUCUCGUAAGGUACCUCGUCAGAACCCAAGGGCACUGCAAAACCCAGUAUGAAAUGCACUGCCCAGACCAUGGGUUUGACCUCCAGCCCCGCGCUUUGGCUCAUCUUCCUGCUCCUCUUGGCCAGGAAAUCCUUGUGCCAGCCACUGAAAGUCACAGUCGUGCCCUCCCCCAGUGAGGCAGCAGGCUGGGGUGGCGGGUUCUGAUCCUCCCCCCAGCCCUCUUCGGGUUGAGCCACCCACCUUUGUAACUAGAUGGGCAGGACAGCCCUUUGAAGUGGCAUGGCCAAGGUCAACCAAAAGCGUGGCUGCCAUCCAUCCAGUGUUCCAGGCCACAUAGCUGGGGCCACCUCCCUCAGCACUGCCCCACUGGGUAGCAGAGAGGUGAUGGUACACAUGGGCAUGAACAUCAAGUCCCCUACCCAUUCAGGGGCCAGGAGGCCUAGACCAUGACCGCUUUGUUCCUUGAAAAUGGGGACCUUGUGAACACACGGCCUUGAAGCUCACAAGAGAAUGUUUGAAGCAAACCUCCUGAGCUGGACAACACAGCAAUACCAGUCACCUGCCCCAGCCCUUCUGUCUGAAGUCAGACCUUCAAACGUUUGCGAGUCGCACGCACGGUGCUGCUGGGAGUGACCAAAACGCAUGGACCAGACUCUUCAUAUCCAGGAAAAGCAUUUCAGAUUUGGUUUUCAGUGUCAUGCCCUUCCUUAUCCGAGGUGCGAACAGGCCCAUCUGGCAGACAGAAUAAAAGUGGGAAGGUUGAGUGUCUGGUCGCUUAAAAACUAAAAACUAGUAUUAUUCAAAUUGCUUGAGUUACCAGAAAUCCAAAGGGUGUCCUUGCCACGUGCUCCUGAGGGCCACCCCACUAAGACUAGAGAGCCCUCCCUGUCUCUGAAGUUUUCCCUUCCUCCUCUAAUCCCAUCCUCCCCCAAAGGACAGAAUCCCCUUGGAAAAGCCACGCCCCAGGUUGCAAAAUGCCCUUACCACGAAGAGCCAGUCUCGUAUUUUUCUCCAGUGUUGGUUUGAAGGUACUGCUGUUUGCUUUGGACGUGAGGGACACCUGUCAGCUGUGUUGUCCCCCACCCCCACCUCUACCCCCAGCAAGGCAGGAUGUCCUGUGGGCAAGA